AUGACAAUGGAGAAAAAGAGGUAUUUCAGUGUCACGCUGGAAGAUCGACUGCCUAGUCUAGUUACUGCUGAACAAAAUGAAGAAUUGAAAAAUUCGUCAGUAUCAAAAGAUAGUCAGGAAGAUUCGUUAUUCGUAGUUGAUGAUAGUGAUACUGAAGGACAAACUGAACGGAACGUUUACGAAAAUAUAAACCCUGUGCCCGAUGUUCAUCAUUUAGAAUACGAAGAGUUUGAAAGUCAGAUAAAUUCGGUAGUAGGAACUAUAUCAUCGCAUGCUAUGAAUCAUUUGUUUAAAAAGUAUCAUGAUGGCCAAAAUUAUUUGAAGUUAGCCGUCCAAGAAUAUUUACAAGGUAUUGAUGAGAAUGAUACUGACAUAUGUAUCGUUGAAAACUCUCCAGAUGGAAAUAAUAUUUCUAAUGAUAAUAGGAAAAGAAAUUAUGAACAAGAACAAGAUGAUUUAAUGAGCAGAUUACAACGGGAGCGCCAGAGAAGUCAAGAUGAAGAGAAAAAAAAGUCAUGGAAUCGAUUUAUCGGCAGCCUAAAUGUGCAAGCAUGGGCCACAAGACCAACAACUAAACCAUUGAAAUAUUUAGAGAAAUUGGAAUUACGGCGGCUAAUGCCAAAAAAAUUGAACGUUGGCAAACCUACUAAAGAGAAGACAAAAUUUGGUGAUUCUUCCAUCAUAAGAAUCUACACAAUACCGAAACUUGCUGAAGAAAGUGGAAGGGAAAUAGGGCGUAUUCCUGAAGAUAUAACUCGAAUUUUAGUACCAUUGAUUGAUUUAGAUAUUUCUUCAUUUUAUACUACAGUGAUGAUAGAUACUGAAAAAAGAUUAUCCACUGGAGAUUCAUUUUACAUCCAAGUUGACUGUUAUUUAUCACAAAAUGCUUUUUCGGGUAAGGAGCUAGAAAGAUCAAUGUCUCAGUCUGAUCAAGAUUUAAAUGCUUUGAAAAGACAAAAGAAGAUGGACACAAGAGCAACGUUCGAUUUUUCCACCGAAACCAACACUGAAGCAAUUCUAAGGUUAAGGCAAUACUCUUUGUCUAAAUUCUUUCAAAGAUUGAAUAUCAAGCCAAUACCUCAAAGGUCAGAUAACGGUGACAAUAUAAAUGAGGCUUCUGAGACACCAAUUGUAAUUGAUUCUGAAAACGAAGAUGACCAUAUUGUAAACGACGAUCAUGAGCAACAUAAUUUGGAUCAAUUGAAACAAAUAAUGCAGGCUAAUCAACAAUCAGAAUUAUUGGAUAGUUUGCCUGAAACGACCAAACCUCCAAUUUCCAAUUUUAAAUUAGAUUUGAGAAAAUAUCAAAAGCAUGGUUUAUCGUGGAUGUUAACCAGAGAAAGAGAGAUAGCCGUAUUAGAAAAUUUGUCCAAAAAUGAUGAUGAUGAUGAUAAUGAUAAUGGCGUCUUAACGACUCAAGACAAAGCAAAUAUACAAGAGCGAAACGAUGCAUUCAUGAACCCAUUAUGGGAUAUCUUUGAAUGGCCGAAGGAUACUUCAAUGCAUAAAGUUGAAUCUCUGCAAACUGGGGAUAAAAUGGAUGAUAAUUAUUUUUAUGCGAAUAUGUAUAAUGGUGAGCUAUCGCUCACAAAGCCAGUUAUAAGGUCAAUGGUAAAGGGUGGUAUUCUUGCUGAUGAGAUGGGUUUGGGUAAAACUAUCUCAACUUUAGCUCUAAUUAACUCUGUACCCUUUGAUUUUAUGUUUGAAGAAAAUAAAGAACUUGAGGACAAGACGAUUUAUGCUUCGAAAACAACGCUUAUUAUUGUUCCGAUGUCAUUACUUUCGCAAUGGCAAAAGGAGUUUGACAAGACUAAUAAUAACCUGAAUCAUAAAUGCAUUAUUUAUUAUGGAAAUCUGGCAACCACUGACUUAUCUCCUGUCUUAUGCAACAAGAAAAAGGAUAUUCCAAUUGUUAUGAUUACUACUUAUGGUACAGUCCUUAAUGAAUUUACUAGGAUAUCUAAUCGUCGUGAUAUAAGAGGAUUUUUGCCAAAGAUUGGAUUGUUUUCAGUAAAAUUUUUCAGAAUUGUAUUGGAUGAAGGACAUAAUAUACGAAAUAGAACAGCCAAAACUUCUAAGGCUAUAUAUGAAUUAUUGCUGAACAGGAAAUGGGUUUUAACGGGUACGCCUGUAAUAAACAGAUUGGAUGAUUUAUAUUCUUUAGUUAAAUUUUUAGAGCUUGAACCAUGGUCAAAUUUUUCUUAUUGGAAAACAUUUGUUACUCUUCCAUUUGAACAAAGAAAAAUAUCCCAAACAUUAGACGUGGUCAAAUCAAUCCUAGAACCUAUUUUUAUUAGGAGAACAAAGAAUAUGAAACAAAGUAAUGGAAAACCGUUGGUUGAAUUGCCGCCCAAGGAAGUUGUUAUUGAAGAAAUCAAAUUUAAUGAAGUUGAAGAAAAGUUAUAUAACUGGUUUAAAGCUAGAGCUUCUCAGUCGUUUAAAGAUGGUAUGAAAAGUGGUGACCUAUUUAAGAAAUAUAGUCAAAUACUAACUCAUAUCUUAAGGCUUAGACAAGUUUGCUGUCAUGUCGAUUUGGUCGGAAGUGCAAACGAAAUGGAACAAGAAUUGGUGGAUCCUAAUACAGAUUUAUCUGAAGCUAAUGGUGAGUCGGAUAGUAUCACAGUGGUGCAUAAUAUACUAGAUCUGUAUCAUGCUGAUAAUAGUCAUGAUGAAAAAUUUAAGAAUAACACUGAAGUUCGUUCAGUAAUGUUUCCACUAUACGAAAAGAUAGAUUUGAAGGAAUCGGAAUGUUCAAUUUGCACACAGUCACCCAUUCCUUUAGGUGAAAUGGCAUUAACUCCCUGUGGACAUGCAUAUUGUUUAAAUUGUGUAUUAGAGCAUUUUGAUUUUCAAGAAAAGAACCUGCAAAAGCCGCUAUGUCCAAAUUGUCGUGAACCAAUAUCGAAAUACAAAAUCUUUAAAUUAAGACAUAGAGAUACUUCGGGAAAGGAGAUUAGGUUUCACACAAAACAGGAGAUGGAAGAUCCAAGUCAAAACUUUAAAUUUCAGUUGUAUCUAUAUGACCCAACUAAAACAUCUUCGAAAAUUCAGUGUUUGAUUAAUCAUUUGAAAAUAUUAAAGGAACAAAGUCCUAAUGAACAAGUUGUGGUAUUUUCACAAUUCUCAUCUUAUUUGGAUAUUAUUGAAAAUGAAUUGAAGAUACAAAUCCUGAAUGAUUUUGUUGUUUAUAAGUUUGACGGUAGACUUAAUAUGAAUGAGCGACAAAAGAUUUUAGAAAAUUUCAGCAGCCAAAAGCACGAAAAUAAGGUGAUGAUUCUAUUAUUAUCUCUAAAAGCUGGUGGGGUUGGGUUGAAUUUGACGACUGCUUCCAGAGCCUUUAUGAUGGAUCCAUGGUGGUCUCCAAGUGUUGAAGAUCAAGCAAUUGAUAGGUUACAUAGAAUCGGUCAAAAUCUGAAUGUUAAGGUUACCAGGUUUAUCAUGGCUGAUAGUAUAGAAACUAAAAUGCUAAAAAUACAGGAAAGAAAAAAGCAGAUUGGAGAAGCUGUUGGUGCUGAGGAAGACGAAAAGAGAAAAAGAAGGAUUGAAGAGAUGCAAAUAUUGUUUGAAGAUGAUUAG
Molecule: messenger RNA, 3576 nt
Organism: Debaryomyces tyrocola
Lineage: Eukaryota; Fungi; Ascomycota; Pichiomycetes; Serinales; Debaryomycetaceae
Source: the annotation of a GenBank genome assembly